Molecule: messenger RNA, 1383 nt
Organism: Mollisia scopiformis
Lineage: Eukaryota; Fungi; Ascomycota; Leotiomycetes; Helotiales; Mollisiaceae
Exons: 3
Coding region: 108-1094 (328 amino acids)
Biological process (GO): regulation of transcription by RNA polymerase II
Cellular component (GO): nucleus
Source: RefSeq, a predicted model, not a curated record
CGUCGAGCAGCCAGAGCCUGAUUGGUAAUUUUUUUUUUUCUUCCGAAGCUCACUGAAAAAGGGCCUGCGGGCAAAUUGAAUUUCGUGACCCAAUCAACGAUGUCACCAUGUCGAACGGCCCAAACUCGCGUGAAGAAACGUCCAUCGAUACCCUGAGCUCUUCAGAACCUCUAAUUCCUUCUACUUUUCCAAGAGUUGUGUAUCUUCAGAACACAUGCGCGUCGUGCGAUGCUCCCCUCGAUACAUCUGAGCAAGAUUUGAAUUUUGUUCAUCCAACCAUCUUUUGUACUCUCAAUCAAACCACAGAUCAUCUUCCUCUGGCUUGCGGAAGCGAGGCUUGUGGUCAAAAGAUUCCAGAUCUUCAAGGCCUCAAGCAGCACUGUCACGCAGCGAAGCACGAGUCAUUCAAGUGCGGUGUAUCAACAUGUCAGCAAACCCUGUCAGGAGACCGCUGGAGUCUCGAAAAACAUUUUCAGCACCAUCCCGAAGUCAAGUUUCGGUGCAACAAAUGUCAAAUAGGGUUCGAUACACCUACCAAGUUGGAUCAGCAUUGUUCCUCUAGUAAUCACGCCGGUUACCAUUGUCCCUACCCCAAUUGCAAUUCAGAAUGUGGUCAGAGUCGAGAUCUGCAAAAGCAUCAACUGAUACAUAAGAAGACUACCGCAAGGUAUCCAUGCAAUCACUGUCGAGCAUACCGAGGCAUGAAUGGGUUCAAGCGCAAAGAUCACCUGCGGCAACAUAUCCGGAAAUACCAUAGGAUUGAGGACUAUGAUUUCAACGAAUAUUGCUACCAUGGUUCGUGCUACCACAAAUCUUUUCAAUCACUGGAAGAAUACACAGACCAUACACUCCAAGAACACCAAAGUAUGCCGUACAUCUGUAGACAAAAGGACUGCGACCGAAAGGAUAUGAACGGCUUCGCCAACAAGAACGAGCUCGAAUUUCACGCCAAGAAUGAUCAUGCGCUUCCGUAUCGAUGUUCAUUUCUUGCCUGCGAUCGAGUUGGCACGAAAGGCUGGAGACGCAAGGUAGAUAUGGCGAAGCACAUGGCAAAGAAGCACGGUCAGGUUGUCGAAGCGGCUACUGUUCUCUGAGUGUUCAGUCGAGGAAGUGUCGUUGAUGAGUGGCAAUGAUGCUACAUCUGAACGGCUCUGUUUCGAAUGUGAAUGACUUGGACCGGAUCGGGGCUUUCUUUGAAUCUUUCGUACACUUGUCGCUCUCUAUAUAUCAAUAUUUCUGGCUUAGAGGUGUCUGUUUGGAGUUUUUGUUUCUUGCUUUUGAGGAUUGGCUCCAUAAUUUCAACAGCUGUUCAACACAGAUGUUUAUGACAAAUCGAUGACUUCACAGAACACACGCCUCGUUUCAAAAUCCAACUCGACGUGA